Messenger RNA from Trematosphaeria pertusa, 1224 nucleotides. RefSeq lists its product as uncharacterized. NCBI's taxonomy places the organism in Eukaryota, Fungi, Ascomycota, Dothideomycetes, Pleosporales, Trematosphaeriaceae. The transcript has 3 exons. The record is from RefSeq and is a predicted model, not a curated record. Bases 192 to 1049 code for a protein of 285 amino acids.
AUGAUUUCCCUUCACAGACCCAUGGUUUCGAAAUAUUUCCUCACUAACAACGCCCUAGCCCGCGACUUCGCACCGCACCGCACCGCACCGCACAGCCUUUCCCCCUGACUCCACAAACAACACCCCAUCAUCUCUCCAUCCAUCACUCCCUCUACACACCCACCACAUCCUCUUACAAAAACAACCACAACAUGACGCCCCCUCCGCGUCCCCCAAAAAGCAGAGACUGCUGGCCCACGGGCCGCAGCCGCAAAUGGCCAGGCCUCUCGCGCUUCGCCGGCGUCUUCGCGGGGCUCACGGCGCUGCUCGCGCUCGCGCAGGUCGCCGUGGGUAUCGCGAUUGCGAAGAUGCUGAUGCAGACGCCGGCGGUUCUGGACUGCUUUGAUUUUAGGACCGAGGACCGGUGGGAGAAGAAGGAGAGGCCGCUGCUGAUUGUGGAUGAUACAAUAACCUUCCUCUCCAUCAUCCUCCCGCUCUCCAGCCUCCUCUUCACCAGCACGCUCGCCUACUGCCACACCCGCCGCGACGGCCUCCCCGUGCGCGUCGGUGUGCUCUGCGGCUCGUGGAUGCUGACCGGGUGGGCGUGCUUCGCGGUGUUCGACGCGCGGCUGCGCGUGGAUCCGUGGACCAGCGUGCUGCAGUGGGAGACGUGCUGGGUGGAGCAUAGCACAGCCGUGCGCAUGUGGGGCGAGAGGGGGAUUAGGACGAGGCUGCUGGCGGCGAGGGAGUGGAUGGUUGUGCUGGGGUUUAUUGCGAUGUCGCACUACCUCCUCCUCGCGCUCCUCGCCGCGUUCCUCGCCUGGAAGGAAUCACGCUGCAAUCGCAGCCCUGACGCUGCGCCCCAACAGCUACCGCCUCCAAACCCCCGCUCCGAUACCGAGCUCCGGACCUUCCCCCGACCCGAUAGGCCUCUAGCCAAUGGUCCCGUGCGCCUUCCGCCUCGCACCCACGACGAAGAAGCCGUCCGCAGGGACAGCGACGACACUAUCGCUGAUGCAGAGUUGGGGAAUCCGUUCGUAGAUCCAGUGCAGCGUCGGGUUUUCGUAUAGCGCGGUGGAAGGCGGAGAGGGAAGUUGAGGAAUAUGAGGGAUAGCGGGAGGAGUGGGAGUCGGAGCGGAAAGAAAGAGAGAUAGGGAAAGGACGGGUGACGGGUAAUGUUAAAUGAAGACGGGACGAAGAUAAUGAAGGGAUGUAGUGAAGUUAUGGCUCCGCGAUACGUUAUAC